UCAUUUCACUCUUUUCUCUUCUGAAUCGGCUUCAACUUUCACAGUUUUAAACUUUGAUUUCAAGUUUUGCUUGAUCAAAGCUCAACUACAAUCCGUCUCUUUUAAUUCUAACUUCUUUUUUUUUUUAAAUUUGCUUGUUGAUUUGAAUUUCUCAACGAGAUUGAAGGAUACGAGUGUUGGUUAAGAAAAAGUCUACAGUUUUAGGUUAAUUUCAGCUGUUCAUUGUGGAUCUUUCUGUGUUUGGUUUUGUCUUUAUCAGCCUCGAAAUUGUAUAUGUUUGUGUUCUGAUCGUUUCACACUGAUAUUUUUUAUUUUUUAUUUUAAGCUGACUAUAUGAGUUUUGAUACUCCAAAGCUUGGCAUGCUCUGAGCUUCAGUUUGAUCCAAUUUUGUUGAUUUUUUAUUGUCUGAUUCAACCAUUGCAACUUGUUUUAUCACAGAGUUGUGCAUGAGCGUGUUUGUGGUCGACAGUUUUUAGUUUUUAUUUAUCAUUAUUCAAUCAAAUUGGCACAGAUAAUAAAUUUACCAAAGUCACUGUAAUGGAGCUUCAAUUUGAGCCGCCUUAUAUUGCUUUUUUCCUGUUUGAUUUGAUUAUUUAAUUGAUUUUAACAUGUUGUUUCGAUUGCUUAAGUCUGUUUCAAUCUAUUCUGAAGGUUUCGUGUAGAUUGUGAAUUUGAUAGACGAAACAUAGUUCUAAGUCGGCAAUGACAGAGCUCUAACUUGAUUGCUUAACUUGAAUUUCUUGUAUUGAAAAUGGGAAUCAUUCAUUUUAUUCAGACCAUUUGGAAUAGAAUGUCUAUUUAAAUUAAUUUAACAUUUUAAUGGAAAAUAUUCUACAGUUAUGUUCAGUUUGUUUCCACUUAAAAUAUUUUUCUCGGAAAAGAUGUUCCUUUUUAGGUAAAAUAUAUAUUUUUAUUUUUACUUUUUUUUGUUUGGCGAAGGUCUAAGGCGUGUAAAAUAAUUUGCCUAAAAUUGAUUGGUAAGUUAUUUUUAUUAGGUUUUAAUAUUUAUUUUUUUAGUAAAUAUUAUACUGCAACCAAACACCAAAAAAUAUUUAAAAAAAUUAUUUAAACGGAGCCUUAGUUUGACCAAUGCCAUUGUUAAGUCAUUUUGAGUUGUGUUUCUUGAUCAUUUGUCCUCAUUUGAUCAGUUGAACAUACAUACAAGCCUUAACAAUUUGUGGUUGAUUUUUAUUUUCCAAUUGAAGAUUCUACUCGGAUCAUAUUUCGAAAACUUUAUGGUUGUAGUUUUAAUUUAGCUGCUUCUCUUGGUCCUUAGCUCAGAUUGUGAUCAUUUGAGAGAGUGGUGUCACUACAACUAAUUUCUUUGAACUCAGAUCAUUUGUGGUAGAUUUUAGUCGAGUCUUGAUUUUCUACAACGACACUAGGAAGAUGCCAUCUGCAAGUCUUGAUUCAUCCGAUCAAGACACAGAACCAUUUGUCGAGAUUGAUCCAUCGGGAAGGUUCGGCCGUUACAGUGACCUGCUAGGCUCUGGUGCUGUCAAGCGGGUUUACAGGGCAUUUGAUCUGCUGGAAGGUACAGAUGUUGCCUGGAACCAGAUACAGUUAAGGAAUUUCGGUGACAAUCCGUCUUUUAUUAAAAGGCUCCGUUCAGAGGUUGGGUUGCUGGAAAGUUUGAAGAAUGACUACAUCAUUGUUCUCUACAGUUAUUGGGUGGACAGAGAGCACACCACCUUGAAUUUCAUCACUGAGGCGUGCAACUCCGGCACUUUGAGGGAUUAUAGGAACAAACAUCGCCAUGUCUCCAUGAAGGCCUUGAAGAAAUGGUCAAGACAGAUUCUCAAGGGCUUGGAGUAUCUCCACACACAUGAUCCUUGCAUCAUUCAUAGAGAUCUGAAUUGCACUAACAUAUUCAUCAAUGGGAACCAUGGCAAGGUUAAGAUUGGUGAUCUAGGGUUAGCAACAAUAGUGGGGAAGAGCCAUGCAGCACAUUCAUUACUUGGGACACCGGAGUAUAUGGCGCCAGAGCUGUAUGAGGAGGACUACACGGAAUUGGUGGACAUAUACUCUUUCGGAAUGUGCUUGCUUGAAAUGGCGACAAUGGAGAUACCAUACCGUGAGUGUGACAGUAUUGCCAAGAUAUACAAGAAGGUGACAACCGGGGUGAAACCUCAAGCCAUGAACAGAGUGAGUGAUCCAGAAUUUAAGGCCUUCAUAGAGAGGUGUAUCGGCCAGCCAAGGGCAAGACCCUCGGCCUCUGAUCUUCUUAAGGACCCUUUCCUUUCGGAGGUUGACUAUGACGAAAGUGACCUUAUUGGAUGAUGUGUUCUCAACUCAAAACAGAAAUGUUGCUGAAGGAACCAUUGGAUUCUGCUUAAGAGAACUUGUAACAAAUUAUACGUUCACAGUUGUUUGGUUAUCUGCCCUUGUGGGCUCAAUGCAAAUGAAAUGGCCUAUUCUCAAUUGCUCUGUGAAUAUUGUAAGCUGGUUUGGUUUUAACAAAUGAUUAUGUAUUCAAAGACAAGUUUGGCCCUAAAAUUACUGUGUUCCCACAAGCUGGCAUACUUUUUGGCCUUCUGUAGCAAGCAGUCAGCAGAC
Messenger RNA from Cornus florida, 2557 nucleotides. RefSeq names its product probable serine/threonine-protein kinase WNK11. The transcript has 2 exons. The record is from RefSeq and is a predicted model, not a curated record. Gene Ontology annotation, molecular function: protein serine/threonine kinase activity; ATP binding. The coding region runs from base 1391 to 2281 and encodes 296 amino acids. Lineage: Eukaryota; Viridiplantae; Streptophyta; Magnoliopsida; Cornales; Cornaceae. Gene Ontology annotation, biological process: intracellular signal transduction; protein phosphorylation. Gene Ontology annotation, cellular component: cytoplasm.